CGUCAAAACGUCAAUAAGUGUUGUUGAUUGUGCAGGAUUUACAGGAACGUAAUUUUUUUAUCUUCCAAUAUGUUUCGAACUGAAAAAGAUAAAUGAAAAUCAAAUGUACCGUCUGUGGAUAAAACAGUCAUGACUGAAGAAACCCUGGAUAUCGAGCAGCAACUCGACAAAUUGUUGACUGAUAUCGAACCAAAUUUACAAGAUGUUAUCAAGAGGAGUUUUACCAAUGUUGCAAUACAACAAACAAAAAAUGGUGAACAAAUCAAAACAGAUGCUCUGGAAGAUACUUCAUACUUUGCUAAAAACACUCAGGUGACAUUAUCUCGAUUAGAGCUAGUCAAAUCUCCAACAUUCCACAUGCAAUCAGUAUCCCUAGAUCUCAAGUCAAUGUCUCUAUCAUUAAAAUGCUCAUUAGGGGAAGUAAAUGUAAGAGGGCUCUACAGUGCUUUUAAUGAAAACCUAUACAACCUUAUUCCUGUUAUGUCAGAAGGUCAUCUUGUAAUAUCAUUAUCAAACAUGAUUGCAGAUGUAAAGGUGGGCUUAGUACUAGUAGAUGACGCAUUUUCAUUUAUUAACCCCGCUAUAGAAUUUAUUCACGACGAAGUUCUUGUAAAGUUGUCAUGGCCAUCACCACAAAGAAAUGGAGGAUAUGAAUUCACAACCACAGAACAACUGGCAAAACAUAUAGAUGAUUUACCGCUGACAGCUGCAAUAUCUCUGCCGUUAUUCGCCCUCCUGAGACAGAAAUUGCAGCGACACCUGGAGAAAGUGCUUUACCAAGCUACCAGCGUAUCAGACGUAGUGGGGUGUAAUCCUAGUAUGUUGGAAGCAUAUAGCGCAAUGGUGGAUAAAUUGAGUGAGAGUGGAAAUCGAGUGAUCGAUAUGAUUUUGAUAAAUAUGCGACGUACCCUCCUUCAGACAUGUACUGAAAUUUUGGAACUACCCCCACUUCAUGCUACCUUUUUACAUAAGAUAGGUUCAGUAUCGUUUGUUGGUAAAUUUGAAACGGAAUUAGGUUGGGUGAAGAAUUUAGCGAGUAUAAAUCGGGUAAAUGAUGUCACAGUGACACGCCCAGAUCCUGGGAGAACGUGCUUCCACGUCACCCUCAAAAUCAAGGAUUUGCAGAUUGGUUACGACGACUAUCGGGUGAAGGCUUUGGGGGUAGGUAGCACGGGUCGAGUGGUUUCUUCGUUCAGCGAUAACUCCAUACACAUGGCAUUAUGCGUGGGCCUGGCUCGCUGGGAGCCCUAUGCACAGCUGGAUGACCUGCGAAUGCAUCAUUGCGGGGGAAUGGACAUGCACAUAACUGGCCUGGGUCCGCUAAGUGGAGAGUUGAAUUCGGUUCGGGGAUGGAUACGCGGCGCUGUCCGUGCGCACGCGCAGCCCGCUAUUGACGCACAAUUGCAACACGAAUUGCGUACAGCACUCACUGAGUUACCGCUCACUGAAUUAAUAAGAGAGGCUCAGACAUAGAUUUUACAGAGCGGAUAAAAUAAACGUAAUAAAAUAUAUAUUUUGUUGGAAAAAAAAAAAUUUUUUGGCGGUAUUCAUUUGGAUAAUUGUUACGACAUUAAAACUAUUUUUUUUUAACCUUUGUCUUUCCUGUUUGUCUCAUUUCAUAAAAGCGUAAAUAUUUUUUGAAGAUAAAAACGAAUUGUUAUUAUAAUAAUACCACGCGUUGGCCAAAGAUUUCAUCCAUUUCUAGAUUAAUUUUUAUUUCAAAAGACAGGUAAGAAGAUGAUCAUUUAGUUAGGUCAGCAUGUGAUGUUAUUACGACUCAAAAAAAAAACCUUGCCAAAUUCCAAAUGAAUACUAUAAGUCAAUCUCACAUUUUAAGUUGGAGUACUUUUAUAUUUUACGUAUUUUGUAAUAUAUUCGUAACAGAAUUAAAGUGAUCUGAUCAGAAAAUAAUAAAAGAAAAGUUCAGUAAAUGAAGGACGUAUUAAGUUUUUUUUUUCGUAAAAUAUUGAGUAUAAUUUUUUUAUUAACAAAUUAUCCGUUCUGUACUUUUAUAGAAUUAAGUAUCCUAUCGACUAUAAUCCUUGCGUCCAAGUAAAUAUCAAUAAGAGAUUUUUUUUCGUUGUGAACUGUUUUUAAAAUUUACCUUAAAAUUAUUGUAUUGUAAAGCAAUAUUAAUUUUUAUUAGGUUAAAUCAUAUAAAACUAAAAUAGCUGUUUUAUCAAGUAUUGAUCCGUCAUUACUAUAAUUUUUAUAUCAUUAUCAUUUAUAAGUUUUUUUUCGCUUUUAAAUUAUAAUGUUUGUAAAGUUCACUGAACAAGUCCUAUUCCAACAAUUACCUUCGUGCUUUUAGUUUAAAACCCCACGAAGCGCUACAAAAAAUUAUUGGUGUUUAUUCACUAAGACCAUGCCACGAAUGAUACAUGAAAUGGAAUUCAAUAGCGUAUUAUAAAAGUAUAGAUUAAAGAUUACUUAACAGCCUAUUUUUAACAAAAAACAAGCGAUAAUGUAAUAUAAAACUUUAAAAAAAUAUGUGACUAUUUUGAACAUUACUUAUCAACUAAAUUAUUCAAAUUAAUUUAACUUCGAAAAUUAUAGGAAAUUUUGUUAACAUUUCACGUAAUAUUCGUGCAAAGGGGCUGAGAAUGUAAAAUGAGAAACGAACGCGCGAGGCCUGCCAUUAAGAUUGCGCCAAUAGACGUAAAGUGACAUAUCAUGUCGCGUGUCAACGCGCCAACUAGAGAUGCUUUCGACCAAUCACAGUCGAACGGAAGAUGCUGACGUUUCAUUCAUACUGCUGUUUAUUGUUAUUAUUUUUCUUGCACCAAUUAUUAUUACAUCACCAUAGUUUGUAAGUAGUAUUUUUAGUAAAUUUUAUAAUUGCAUUUUUAUAGAAUAAUAUACUUUUUUAUGUUACCGUGUUUACCCUAAAUGUAGCGUAAAUUAGCUUUUUUGACUUUAUACAUCUCAUUUGAUAAUUAUGUCUUGUCUAGAAUGUUCGAUGAUAUUUAUUGGUUGUGAAUGCCUUUAUUUUCGAAACUGUUGUAUUUUUCUUAUUUAAUAAAACGUUUUUGUUUAUAAA
Molecule: messenger RNA, 3040 nt
Organism: Pieris rapae (cabbage white)
Lineage: Eukaryota; Metazoa; Arthropoda; Insecta; Lepidoptera; Pieridae
Exons: 10
Coding region: 130-1473 (447 amino acids)
Source: RefSeq, a predicted model, not a curated record